Molecule: messenger RNA, 2340 nt
Organism: Peromyscus californicus insignis
Lineage: Eukaryota; Metazoa; Chordata; Mammalia; Rodentia; Cricetidae
Product: disintegrin and metalloproteinase domain-containing protein 26A-like
Exons: 1
Coding region: 34-2340 (768 amino acids)
Biological process (GO): male gonad development; proteolysis
Cellular component (GO): external side of plasma membrane; sperm head plasma membrane; plasma membrane
Molecular function (GO): metalloendopeptidase activity
Source: RefSeq, a predicted model, not a curated record
UCUGUGGGUGAGGCCCUGGUCCAUGAGAGAAUCAUGUUCCUUCAGCUCUGCCUGUGGAUGUUGCUCUUACUCUCUGAAAGGUCACCAACUACACAUGCUAGGUACAGUAGCCCUCCAGAAGUAGUGAUACCCUUGAGGGUCACUGACCCUAGUAGACAUGAUAUUUCCCCAGACUGGCUCUCUUAUAGCCUGCGCUUUGGAGGAGAGAGACAUAUUAUCACCAUGAAACCCACAAAAUACUUCGUAUCCAGGAACUUCCUACUGUUCACUUACAAUGACAAAGGUGAUCUCCUUGAAGAACAGCCUUUUGUUCAGAAUGACUGCUACUACCAUGGCUAUGUAGACAGAGAACCUGAAUCCACGCUCAUUAUUAACACCUGUUUUGGGAGUUUGCAAGGCAUAAUAGAGAUAAAUGGCACAGUUUAUGAAAUCAUGCCCAAGAACCGAACAUCCACAUUUGAACAUCUGGUAUACAAAAUAGACAGUGAGGACUCAGAAUCAUUUUCAAUGAGAUGUGGGUUAACAGAAGAAGAGAUAGCACGACAAAUGAAGAUUCAAGAAAGCAAAGACUCCACACUUAAGCAAAGCCAAUAUGAGAAUUGGUGGACCCACCACAAGUAUGUUGAAUAUUAUGUGGCAGUAGAUAAUAAACGAUAUGUUUACAAAAAUAAUAAUGUCACAGCUUGUAUGCAGGAAAUGUUGCAAGUUGUCAAUGGAAUAAAUGGUUAUUAUCUUCAGAUAGAUAUUGAGGUGGUUUUAACUACACUGGAAGUUUGGACUCAAACAAACCAUGUUGAUGUAACAGCAUCUGUAGGUGAUGUCCUAUCUAAUUUCUGCGCUUGGAAGAUGAAUAACGUUGACAAUCGCAUUAGAAAUGAUAUUGCACAUCUUUUUGCCAGACAAACAUACACUGGGAGUUCAGGCCAAGCUUAUGUAGGAACAGUUUGCCAAAAUAAUAAUUGUGCAGUUAACAGUUUCAUGACAGAUUCACUUCCAGGCAUGGCAUUCUAUACAGUACAUGAGAUGGGUCAUAAUUUGGGUAUGCCUCAUGAUGAGAAUUACUGUACUUGUGGAUUACCAAGCUGCAUAAUGGCUGUAUCAAAAACUAAUGCCCGUAAGUUCAGCAACUGCAGUUAUGAGGCUAUGUAUUCAGUGAUUACCAAAACAAGUUGUCUAUACAAUAUUCCAGAUAUAUUAAUAAAAGCAAACCUCACCUUGUGUGGGAAUAAUAUAGUUGAAGAAGGAGAGCAGUGCGACUGUGGAUCCUCUGAUUCAUGUGAGACUGAUGCAUGCUGUAGCGAAGGCUGUGUGUUCAAACCUGAUGCUGAAUGUGCUACUGGGCUUUGUUGCAAAGAUUGCAAGUUCAUUCCAGCAGGCACAGAGUGUAGAGAAGAGAACAAUGAAUGUGACCUUCCAGAGUGGUGUCAUGGAACUUCAGCUGAGUGUCCAGAAGAUGUAUACAAGGAAGAUGGAACUUCUUGCGGGGGUGAUAGUUACUGCUAUAAUAAGAUAUGUCCUAAACGCGAAGAACACUGUCAGACGCUUUUUGGCAGGAGUGCCAAAAGUGCAGAUGAGACUUGCUAUAUGGAAAUGAACACACGGGGUGACCGUUUCGGUAACUGUGGUAACGAUAGCCGUAACUACAGAAUAUGUGAUAAUGCUGAUAUACUCUGUGGACGAAUUCAGUGUGAUAAUGUAGAAGAGAUUCCACAGAGGAGAAACCAUGAAACAGUGCAUUGGACUCACUUCAAUGAUGUCACCUGCUGGAGUAUGGACUACCAUUUUGGAAUUACCACAGAGGACGUUGGAGCAGUGAGAGAUGGCACAAAUUGUGGUACAAACAAUGUGUGCAUUGAUAGGCAGUGUGUCCCUAACCCUUUUUUGUUUAAUAACUGUUCGGUCCAAUGCAAUAACAAAGGAGUCUGCAACAAUAAACAACACUGCCAUUGCGAUGAGGAAUGGGAGCCACCAGACUGUCUACUAAGUGGCUAUGGAGGUAGUAUAGACAGUGGACCAGCACCAAAGAUAUAUUUUAGGAGCAGGCGCAAGAGAAGACAGUUAAUGCUAGCUCUUUUAAUUCUUUUUUUGGUUUUGUUGUUUGUAUUUCUCUUGAUUUGUCUAACUACAAGAAAGAAAUCAGACCAAGAAAGUGAACCAGAACAAAUGUCAGAGCCAGAACCUGAACCUGAUAAACCUGAUGAACCUGAUAAACCUGAUAGACCUGAAAGAGGACGUAGCACUAACAUUAAACAUAAGGCUUCAGCUAAGAAACGUCAGAAAAGUGAAAAGAGAAAAAGUGAGAAACGUAAAAGUAAAAAAGACCACAAAAAGAAAAAAUAA